AUAAUUUGUAUAUGUAUUGCACAGUAGAAAGUCCAGGGUUUCCAAAUCGGAGCUUGCCCAACCUCCAAGAAACAAAAAUAAAAACCCCAAAACUAAAAUCUAAUUUUAUUAUCUCCACUUCUUCACUUUCUUUCUCUACACUGCAUCUUUGAAAACCCUAAUUUCAAAGACCCCCAAAUCGAAUCGAUUAAUCAGAUGGCGAUGACGGUGAGCUCAGCGGGCGGAUUGCUGGCGAUGCUUAAUGAGAAUCAUCCGACUCUGAAGCUCCACGCUCUCACCAAUUUGAAUGCGUUUGUGGAUUACUUCUGGCCCGAGAUCUCGACUAGCGUUCCCAUUAUAGAAAGUUUGUAUGAAGAUGAGGAAUUUGAUCAGAGACAACUGGCCGCGUUACUUGUGUCAAAGGUCUUUUAUUACUUGGGUGAAUUGAAUGACUCUCUAUCAUAUGCUCUUGGAGCUGGUCCUCUGUUUGAUGUCUCAGAGGAUUCAGAUUAUGUUCACACACUUUUAGCCAAAGCUAUAGAUGAAUAUGCCAGUCUUAAAACCAAAGCUGCAGAGUCUAAUAAGGCAGCAGACAUUGAUCCUAGGCUGGAGGCAAUAGUUGAGCGGAUGCUUGAUAAGUGUAUAUUGGAUGGUAGAUAUCAACAGGCUAUUGGAAUGGCAAUUGAAUGCCGAAGAUUGGAUAAGCUUGAAGAAGCAAUUACAAAGAGUGACAAUGUUCAUGCAACCUUAUCAUACUGCAGCAAUGUAUCCCACUUGUUUGUCAAUCGCAGAGAAUACAGGCAUGAGGUACUUGGUCUUCUUGUAGAUGUUUUCAAGAAGCUGCCAUCUCCAGAUUAUCUGAGCAUCUGCCAGUGCCUGAUGUUUUUGGAUGAGCCGGUGGGCGUUGCUGGCAUAUUGGAAAAACUUAUACGAUCUGAAAAAGAGGAUGAUGCUUUACUGGCAUUUCAAAUAGCUUUUGACCUUAUUGAGAAUGAACACCAAGCUUUUCUAUUGAAUGUGAGAGACCGGCUCACACAGCCUAAAUAUCUACCCGCAGAACCUGUUCAACCAGUAUCCACUGAAACAGAAUCUGCUCAAGAUGCAAAUGCUGCUACGACUGAGGAUGUUCAGAUGGCUGAUGGGACUCAAGCUGUUUCUGAAGCUGUUCCUGCGAGUGUACCUGUUGUUGAUCCAAAAGAAGCAACAUAUGCUGAGAGGCUGACAAAACUUAAAGGGAUUUUGUCUGGAGAGACUUCUAUACAGUUGACUCUGCAGUUCUUAUACAGCCAUAAUAAGUCGGAUCUUCUAAUUCUUAAGACUAUAAAACAGUCAGUUGAGAUGAGAAACAGUGUUUGCCAUAGUGCAACAAUCUAUGCUAAUGCAAUUAUGCAUGCUGGAACAACCGUUGAUACAUUUCUGAGGGAGAAUCUGGACUGGCUGAGCAGGGCAACAAACUGGGCCAAAUUUAGUGCUACAGCAGGGCUUGGGGUCAUUCACAGAGGUCACUUGCAACAGGGAAGAUCAUUGAUGGCUCCUUACUUGCCGCAGAGUGGUUCAGGUGGUGGUAGCCCAUAUUCCGAAGGUGGAGCCCUGUAUGCUCUUGGUCUGAUUCAUGCAAACCACGGAGAAGGCAUCAAACAAUUUUUGCGUCAGAGCUUAAGUAGUACUAAUGUUGAGGUUAUCCAGCAUGGUGCAUGCUUAGGUCUUGGACUGGCAGCUCUAGGAACAGCUGACGAGGAUGUGUUUGAUGACAUUAAAAAUGUGCUUUAUACUGACAGUGCUGUUGCUGGUGAAGCUGCCGGUAUAAGUAUGGGUUUGCUGAUGGUUGGAACUGCUAGUGAGAAGGCAACUGAAAUGCUUGCCUAUGCACAUGAGACUCAGCAUGAGAAAAUCAUUAGGGGGUUGGCACUAGGGAUAGCCCUCACUGUGUAUGGAAGAGAAGAAGGGGCAGAUACCUUGAUUGAACAAAUGACUCGGGAUCAGGACCCUAUAAUUCGUUAUGGUGGUAUGUACGCCUUGGCAUUAGCAUAUAGUGGAACAGCAAACAAUAAAGCCAUCCGCCAACUGCUACACUUCGCCGUAUCAGAUGUGAGUGAUGAUGUCAGGCGGACUGCUGUUCUUGCACUAGGAUUUGUUCUUUAUUCAGAACCAGAACAGACCCCUCGAAUCGUCUCCUUGCUAUCUGAGUCUUACAAUCCACAUGUUAGAUAUGGUGCUGCUUUGGCAGUUGGCAUCUCCUGUGCAGGCACUGGUAUGAGUGAGGCAAUAUCUUUGUUAGAGCCACUAACAUCAGAUGUGGUUGAUUUUGUUCGUCAAGGUGCUUUAAUUGCAAUGGCUAUGGUAAUGGUUCAGAUCAGUGAAGCUAGUGAUUCUCGUGUUGGAGCAUUCAGACGGCAAUUAGAGAAGAUUAUCUUGGAUAAGCACGAAGAUACUAUGAGCAAGAUGGGAGCCAUUUUAGCCUCUGGAAUCCUUGAUGCCGGUGGAAGGAACGUCACCAUAAAGUUGCUUUCUAAAACAAGACAUGACAAAAUUACUGCAGUAGUUGGUCUUGCAGUUUUUAGCCAGUUCUGGUAUUGGUAUCCACUUAUCUAUUUCAUUAGCUUGGCAUUUUCGCCAACAGCCUUGAUAGGGCUUAACUAUGAACUGAAAGUACCUCGGUUUGAGUUCUUAUCUCAAGCAAAACCAUCAUUGUUUGAGUAUCCUCGGCCAACUACUGUUGCCACCACCACAUCUGCUGUGAAAUUGCCUACUGCGGUAUUAUCAACAUCUGUAAAAGCAAAAGCCAGGGCAAGUAAGAAAGAGGCAGACCAGAAAGAAAAAGCUGAGAAGUCAUCUGCAACAGAGUCAACUUCCGGGAAGGGCAAAUCAUCUGGCGACAAGGAUGAGGAUUCUAUGCAGGUUGAUAGUCCUGUGGAGAAGAAAGCCGAACCAGAGCCAUCAUUUGAAAUUUUGAUCAACCCUGCUAGGGUGGUUCCUGCUCAAGAGAAGUUUAUAAAGUUCCUUGAAGACAGCCGAUACAUACCAGUAAAAUCGGCAGCCUCGGGUUUUGUUCUUUUGAAAGACUUGCGACCAUCUGAGCCUGAAUUUUUAUCUCUAAUUGAUGCUCCCUCAUCAACCGCCUCGACUGGUGGCGCUUCUGCAACUGCACAACAAGGAUCAGCAGCAUCAAUGGCGGUUGACGAGGAACCUCAACCACCACAGGCUUUCGAAUAUACUUCUUAAUCAGCUGUCCACAUUUCCAGUUUGGCCCUUGUCUGUUAUAGAUGGUGCUUUAAGGUUCGAUAAAGUUGAAACAAUUUCAAGCAUCAUUCUUCCCAAACCACGACGAUAUGUUGGCUAUGGGCACUCCGGUGUAUUUCUCCGUUCUAAUUUGUUAAUGCAUUGACUAAGCUCGGUUAAGACUCGGUGGACUGUAAUAUGCUGUUAUCUGUAGCAAGGUUCUCUUCGAUUAAUCGCAAAUUUGUAGUCCUUGAGAAACCUGAAGUGCAUUCGCUCCCUUUUCUGUGUACGUCAGCUAGAAAAAAGAUUUCAUUCUAAGAUUUGAUCUUUUGUUUUCUUCUUUGUGAACUCCAUUUUUGACAGUUCUCAUGUUUUCUUUGUACUCUGGGUAUCCUAUCAUGAUUACUCUGAUAAUCAUUUCGUA
Messenger RNA from Daucus carota subsp. sativus, 3622 nucleotides. RefSeq names its product 26S proteasome non-ATPase regulatory subunit 1 homolog A. The transcript has 13 exons. Lineage: Eukaryota; Viridiplantae; Streptophyta; Magnoliopsida; Apiales; Apiaceae. The coding region runs from base 196 to 3201 and encodes 1001 amino acids. Gene Ontology annotation, molecular function: enzyme regulator activity. The record is from RefSeq and is a predicted model, not a curated record. Gene Ontology annotation, cellular component: proteasome complex; nucleus; proteasome storage granule. Gene Ontology annotation, biological process: regulation of protein catabolic process; proteasome-mediated ubiquitin-dependent protein catabolic process.